GUAUUUUACCAUUUUAAUGCCGCAUUUUCUUAAUUUAGUUGUUAAUUUAGUUGUUAAUUAUAUAAUCGCUUUUGUUCUUGAAUCUGAAAUGUGAGUUUUGUUUGUUAUUGUUAGUCGAUGAAGAGUUUCUGUUUUUGUUCUUGUUAAAACUGCUUUUUUCUAAGCCAAACAAGGCCUUACCGUGGAUUUUCAGUUUUUUUUAUUAAAUCGGUUUAUAUCGAUUUGUGAGCUUGUGUAGUGUAGAGUAUUAAAAUUUAGAAAUCCGUCGUUUUCGUUAUUAAUUAACUGGUAUAUAUCAUAGUCAUUGUUUUGAGUAUUUAUUUUAUGUGUACUAGUAGUUUAGUGUACUAGCUAUUGAUUUAUAGGGUUUUGUUUUGGAUUUGAUUAUUGUUAGUGGAAUUGAUUCAGUCAGAUUUGGAAAUAAAGUUUAGGUAAUGUUUUAAAUAUAAGUCGGGUAAAGGCUGUUGCGGCGCUGAAUGCGGUAGUCCCGAUGUGAAUUAACUACAAUUUGUUAUUUUAUGUGGACUAGUAGUUUAGUGUACUAUUGAUUGAUUUAUAGGGUUUUGUUUUGGAUUUGAUUAUUUUUAGUGGAGUUGAUUUAAUCAGAUUUGGAAAUGAGGUUUAGGUAAUGCUUUAAAUAUCUGUCGUGUAAAGGCUUUUGCGAUUUCGGUCGUUUGAGGUGUUGCGACGCUGAAUGCGGUCGUCACGGUGUGAAUUAAAUACAAUUUUUUCUUUUGUUCUUUAAUAUAUAAACGGUGAAUAGUGGUAUCCGUAUCGGUAUUUGUUGAUAUAGUUUUGUUGCGGCCGUUUUGGCAGAUGCUGACUGUUUUUUAAAAGCUUGGGUAUAUAUCAUCACUUCAUUCAUUGAAUUAAAAUGUUAGUUGAAUUAGAAACUGUAAGGUUUUGUUAAGGUUUAUGUGUGUUUCCUUUUUGUGCAAUGCAUUGAAUUAUUUUCUCUUUCACGUGGCUUUCUGCCAUAUUCUUUAUAGACAAAUGUCAAAAUCAUGUUUCAAUGUUUUCAGCAUCAAUGUUUCUGUUUUUGUUUGGUGCAAUAGAAAAAUGGCAUAGCCUUUAUUGUUACCAGAUUUUUCCUUCAUUAAUUGUUUGAUUGGUUGUUGAUUGUGUCAUAGGUUGUACCUAGAUAUUCACAAACCCUUAUUUGUUUUUUGAGUUUGUGUUGAAUUUAAAUACUAGAAAAUGGAGAGUGUUCUCUGUUGAGUUGUAGCAUUUUACAAUGUUGUACAAAUUCUUUUGAUGAAAUUGUGAACAUGUUAUGACAGAUAAUUGCUUGUGAGUGAACUGUGAAGUUUGAGGGGUUGUUGUGCCAUGCCAAUCAAUUUACAGCCUAGUAAUGAAUUUAUGGUACCUUCUGAGGACAUGGUAUUUGGAUUUGAAUUCAAAAAGCUCGGCUCAAAACGGCAUAGCAGUUCGAAGAUAGCUAAAGAAAGUUCUGCAUUGCCACAGUUAAAUCGGAGUACGAACGCAAAGGGUGCAGAUAAGUUGAGGUCAAAGAGUGGUGUUGGUCCACAAUGCAGUGAUCUCAAACAGAAAGCAAAGCAGGAUGCGGAAGGAAACAUUCGCAACAGGGAAACUGCGAAGAGAAGUGGAAAUAGACGUGAUGAGCUUGUAAAACACAUGUCUAAUUUGCCAGGUUAUCUCCUGCAUAAUGAUAGAUUGGAAAAUGUUCAAGAGAAAGCAUUCAAUGUCGGUGUUCUAGAUUGGUCUCGACUCGAGAAAUGGAAGCACAAGCAUAUACCAGAAGAACUAACUAAUCAUUUCACAUCUGUCAAUAGAGGUGAAUCAUCAUCAAGAAUAGUCACUAUAUCAUCCCUCAGUGCUGGUGGAAGGGAAAAACUUGACGACACAAAAAGUUUGCGAGAUUUCAGACCGACCAACAAGGAAUCACUUCCUCAAAGUAGCAAACUUCCCUUUGAGAAUAUCGAACAAUUAGAAUUUUCUAGAAGUGGAACCAAGAGCAUAGGAAAUGAGCAGAGGAGGAAUGGCAGUAUUAAAAGAACUUUAGAUGCUGGAAACUCUGCAUCAAAAUCAAGGCACCACAGGGUCUCAUCUUCUAUUCCUUGUGAAAAUGUAAAUGGUAAGAAUAAGGAUGAUGAGUACUACCACAAGAAAAAAGAGAGAAAUCGCAAGUCCAGCUGUGAUAUGAUACAGUCAUCAGUAAAAUCAAAAGGCAAAGGGGCAUCAUUUAGUUCUAAAAAAAUGAGUUCUGACAACAAUGAGUCCAGGAUAAAGGUGAAUCGGUUGCUGGAGCCAGGUUCAGACAAUAGUUGUAAAAAUGACCAUAGCAAGCCAAGUAAUAUUGUGCUGCUCUAUCCUCAUGAAACUCCCGACUCAAAUUCUUCAGAUGAUUUUCGGCUUUCUGAAUUCAGAACAUCAUCAGAUGAAAAUUGUCCAGAAUCAAGCCGAAGUAGUUUAUCAUAUGUUUCCGUUCCUGAGGAGGAUUACAUUGGCAAUGUAGGUCCUGAAAUUCGACGUUCAAGUGGACGCCGUUCAGUGGUUGAGGAUACAUCUUUUUUUGGAUCAAUGCAACACAGCGUUAGUACUGAUCUUGGGAUGAAUCUUUGUUCUGUGGUUUCAGAGAAAAUGCCUGGUAUGCAAUCUGAAGCUGCUUGCUUUGAAAAGGAUGUGUUAGAAAAUAGGCUGAGCAUUCAGUCUGCUUUCAGUAAUCUGAUUGAAUCAUUGGACCAAGAAACUGCUGAGCUGACUUCUCAGAAUGGUGUGAAUCCAUCAUCCCACAACCGUCGGUUUAGCUUCAGCUUAAGUCGAAUCGGCAGAAGUUUCAGUUUCAAGGAAGGCCCCGCGGUUUCACAAUUUGGUUCUAAGUAUGUUUGUUCAAAGUCUGGUCCAGUGACACCUGAAUCUUCUAUUCGUUGGGAUAAUUCAAGCAAAGAAAAGACGAAUAGUCAAAACAAAACAAGAUCAAGUCCUCUCAGGAGGUUAUUAGACCCUAUAAUGAAGUAUAAGGCGGCAUCAGAUACACACCAUUCAGGUGAAAGCAGUCAGAAACAAAAGGGAAGAAUGAAUUCCGUCAGUUUCAGGAGUAUUGGUCUUAAAAAAUCGCUUCAGGAUGGUAAGGGCAAGGUAUCAUCAAUCCAAGGUCUCUUGCAGCUUACAGUAACGAAUGGCAUGCCUUUGUUUAAGUUUGUGCUCAAUGACGAUAGAAAGAUUUAUGCUGCUACAAAGAAUAGUUUAGCAUCACAGGAGAAGAAUGAUUUAGGCUGCUGUUUUACAUUCUACUUGGUGAAUGAAAUUAAGAAAAAGAGUGGUGGAUGGAUGAGUCAUGGAAAUAAAGAAAAAAGUUGUGGCUAUGCAUACAAUCUCAUAGCUCAGAUGAAAUCUUCUACCUCCAAAAUCACUGAAGCAAUCAAUCAGAACUCCAAGAGACAGUGCAUGGUUAAAGAAUAUGUCCUAUUGGGUGUUGAUGUCAAUCAGACGGAUCAAGCACCCCCAAAGUUCAUACCGAGCAUGGAGCUUGCUGCUGUUGUUAUUGAGACAUUGUGUGAAAAGUUGAGCAAUGAACGGAUUCAUAGUGAUUAUAAUUUGCAUGAGAAGAAGUGCUUGGCAGACGGAAUAUGCUUGUGCAGGUCAGGAGAAAAUGAUAUCUCGUUUAGCUCUACAGUUAUACUUCCAGGUGGUGUACAUGGUUCACCAAACAAAGGUGAACCUUCAUCGUUGAUCCAUCGAUGGAAAACUGGGGGAUCGUGUGAUUGUGGAGGUUGGGACAUUGGUUGCAAACUCCUUGUGCUUCACGAGCAGAACCCGAGUUCAAACAUCCAGAGAACUUAUAAACCUUACCAGGAUCGUUUCCAGCUUUUUGUUCAGGAAGGAGCUGAGCAAGAAACGCUCAUUUUCACUUUGGUGCCAUUGAAGAAUGGAUUCUACUCAAUUGAUUUCAGUUCAACAAUCAGUCACUUGCAGGCAUUCUUCAUUUCUGUUGUUUUAUUAAGCAGCCGGAAACAACCGGGUUCCUUGGAAAUCGGUAGCAUGAGAGAAGAGAUCCUCAAGGAAUCAAGUUCCAAUAAUAACAGUAGCAGACAUCAUGGGAAAACACCUAUGAAGUAUACUCCAAUGCCACCUCUUUCCCCUGUUGGCAGAGUUUAAACCCGUGUCGUUAAAUAGCGGCGCUAUAGCACUAUAGUAUAGUGGGAUUUGAACAAAAUUGCUAUUGUUCCACGAUACACUAUUUAGUAUAAAAUGUAGUCAAAUAGCGGGCUAUAGCACUGCUGCGUAGCGGAACUUAAACAAACCGUUUUUUUUACGCGAUCUACAAUGACACUGGUUUGAAGAGAUUUUUUCAUAGGUAUUAGCUGUUAAGAUCUUCAAGUAGUUGAGGAAUAGCUAGCUAGUUAAUAGCAUUGCAAAAACAGUAUAUAUGUUGUUCUUGCAAUUGGAUCGUUUCGUUACACUUUUCUUUUACCACUUACCUUUAUACAGGGGCAGGAAAAAAUGCUAUUGUCAGUUUCUCUUUUCCUUUUUCAGUAAAAAGAAAGUGGGAAAAACUAAGUCUAAGGACUUUCGAUGCGCAACUUUCUUCUAUUUCACCUUCAUUUAUGCUGUCUGGUAUAAUAAGAAACAGUCCAAUCAGAA
This is a messenger RNA of Lathyrus oleraceus (garden pea), 4605 nucleotides long. RefSeq lists its product as uncharacterized. The coding region runs from base 1327 to 4119 and encodes 930 amino acids. The transcript is spliced from 2 exons. NCBI's taxonomy places the organism in Eukaryota, Viridiplantae, Streptophyta, Magnoliopsida, Fabales, Fabaceae. The record is from RefSeq and is a predicted model, not a curated record.